CAUCAAAUAAAAGCGGUACAAAGCUCCAAGUUGAUUCAGCCAAGCCGGGAUAGUUUCACGGAUUUUCAACCUGUUGCCGAAAUUUCCUUUUACUUCGCAAUUCCAGAGAGUAGCAAAAACUACACUUUAAAAUCUAGGCUGGUGUUUUUCUGAUUUUUUUUUAAAGAUGCUGAGUGCAUCACUGAUUCUUCUGUACCUCAUAACGGGAGGGUUAAACUAUUCUGUGGACAGUUUGCAACAUCCAACAUUUCCGUAUCGCCUGCUACUCGUUCCCGAGGGACGGGGCAGUGACCGAGCGGCCGAGCUGUUCUGGGCCGUCGAUUUUGACACGGAGACGGUCGACUUCAGAUUGAGCGUACCGCUGAGGCACAACCACCGGUUGAGGAAGAACGGAGAAUGGUUCGCGUUCGGCUUGUCCCCAGACGGGACGCUGGUAAAUGCAGAUCUUGCGGUGUUUUGGUUUCCAUACGGGAAGCCUAAGCUGACGGAAGCGUACACGGACGAUAAGGGGGCGGUGUACAAGGAUGGGAACACUCGUGACUAUAUCCUCCUGGAUUGGAGGAUUGUACCAGGAGGGGGCGGGGAUGACGAAUCCCCCACCAACCUGGAGGUUGAGUUCAGGAGAAAGUUCGACACUUGUGAUCGUCGUGAUUAUCGUAUUGAGAGUGGUACGGUGGACUUGUUUUAUCUACGGGGGAACCACUCCACUCUUUCAUCUGGGUACAUCGACCCGAGUAAAGCGGAGAUUGCUAACCAGCGUGCUCAGCUUCUUAGGAGCACGAGACGUGCACCCCCGCUGCCAUCCACUGUCAAGACGGCAGAUAUCACUAUGCACAACACAGAGGCACCUAAUCAGGUUACCACGUACUGGUGCAGAGUGCAGAAAUUCCCGGAUGCUGUGGAGAAUCAUCACAUAAUUCAGUACGAAUCGGUAAUUACCCCUGGCAAUGAGGACAUCGUGCAUCACAUGGAGGUCUUCCACUGUAUUCUUCCCGAGGGAGUCGAGGUACCAGACUACAAUGGCGAGUGUGAGGACGAGGACCAGCCUCCUGAGCUAGAGCCUUGCAAGAGGGUGAUUGGUGCAUGGGCCAUGGGAGCACCGGCCUUCUCAUACCCGGAAGAGGCAGGCGUCCCAAUCGGUGGGUCUGGUAUCUCAUCGUACGUCAUGCUACAAGUCCACUACAACAAUCCGAGCAUCAGAGAAGGAGUUGUGGACAGCUCUGGUAUCCGCUUUCGCUACACCUCCUCACUAAGACCUCACGAUGCCGGUAUCCUAGAAGUUGGUGCUACCUACUCACCAAACCUGUCAGUACCUCCCACGUCCGAUGGAUUCUACUUGACAGGAUACUGUACACCAGACUGCACUGACAAGGGAAUCCCAGACCAAGGUAUCCGCGUGUUUGCCUCACAGCUACACACUCACCUAAGCGGUACGGCGGUGUGGACCAAGCACAUCCGUAACGGCGUCGAGAUACAAGAACUCAACAGAGAUGAUCACUACAGCUCAAUGUUUCAGGAAAUUCGAUUGCUUCAACAAGACGUCGUUGUACUUCCGGGAGAUACUCUGAUAACGACUUGUAGAUACGAUACAUCGUCCAGGCCUAAUGUUACACUGGGCGGGUUUGGUAUUCAAGAUGAGAUGUGCGUGAACUACAUGCAUUACUACCCCACGAUGGGUCUUGAGGUAUGCAAGAGCACUGUCGCCAAGACGGCUCUGAAGACGUUCUUCAAGUUCGUCGAUGGCAGAGCUGGGGACAAACCUUAUGACGUCACUCUGACAUCGCCCUCAGCGGUGGCCGGACGAUUUCGGGACGUGACCUGGACGCCGAGUGUGAAGUUGCUAUGGCAAUACGUCAUCAACCAGGCGCCAAUAGACAUCGAGUGCCUGCAGUCAUCAGGCCGACCAUUCCAUGGCACGUGGAAGGACCAACUUCCCCCUGGUGUCAAGUUUCCUUUGCCGAGGAGGAGACGGAAAUGCCCCACGAGGAGGCUUCAUCCGUUCCUUAAGAAACUUCCAUGAAUGACUUCCGAGUAAAACA
This is a messenger RNA of Patiria miniata (bat star), 2039 nucleotides long. Its product is annotated as dopamine beta-hydroxylase-like. Bases 167 to 2020 code for a protein of 617 amino acids. Gene Ontology annotation, molecular function: copper ion binding; dopamine beta-monooxygenase activity. The record is from RefSeq and is a predicted model, not a curated record. Gene Ontology annotation, biological process: dopamine catabolic process; octopamine biosynthetic process; norepinephrine biosynthetic process. The transcript has 13 exons. Lineage: Eukaryota; Metazoa; Echinodermata; Asteroidea; Valvatida; Asterinidae. Gene Ontology annotation, cellular component: secretory granule membrane.